Neomonachus schauinslandi (Hawaiian monk seal) is the source of this 1524-nucleotide messenger RNA. It is a transcript of the gene HDAC11, whose product is annotated as histone deacetylase 11. NCBI's taxonomy places the organism in Eukaryota, Metazoa, Chordata, Mammalia, Carnivora, Phocidae. The record is from RefSeq and is a predicted model, not a curated record. Gene Ontology annotation, molecular function: histone deacetylase activity. The transcript has 9 exons. The coding region runs from base 83 to 1042 and encodes 319 amino acids.
GCCACACGCAACUCAACUGUACCAGCAUGUGCCGGAGACACGCUGGCCCAUCGUGUAUUCACCACGCUACAAUAUAACCUUCAUGGGCCUGGAGAAACUGCACCCCUUUGACGCGGGAAAAUGGGGCAAAGUGAUCAGCUUCCUAAAAGAAGAGAAGCUUCUAUCAGAUGGCAUGCUGGUGGAGGCGCGGGAAGCUUCGGAUGAGGACCUGCUGGUGGUGCACACAAGACGCUAUCUCAACGAGCUGAAGUGGUCCUUUGCUGUUGCGACCAUCACAGAGAUCCCCCCUGUCAUCUUCCUCCCCAACUUCCUUGUGCAGAGGAAGGUGCUGAAGCCCCUCCGGACCCAGACGGGAGGAACCAUCAUGGCAGGGAAGCUGGCCAUGGAGCGAGGCUGGGCCAUCAAUGUGGGUGGCGGCUUCCACCACUGCUCCAGUGACCGGGGCGGCGGCUUCUGCGCCUAUGCGGACAUCACACUGGCCAUCAAGUUUCUGUUUGAGCGAGUGGAAGGCAUCUCCAGAGCCACCAUCGUUGAUCUCGAUGCCCAUCAGGGCAAUGGGCACGAACGGGACUUCAUGGGUGACAAGCGCGUGUACAUCAUGGACGUCUACAACCGCCACAUCUACCCCGGGGACCGCUUUGCCAAGCAGGCCAUCAGGCGGAAGGUGGAGCUGGAGUGGGGCACGGAGGACGAUGAGUACCUGGAUAAAGUGGGGCGGAACCUCCAGAAGGCCCUCCAGGAGCACCCACCCGACGUGGUGGUGUACAACGCAGGGACCGACAUCCUGGAAGGGGACCGCCUUGGGGGGCUGUCCAUCAGCCCACAGGGCAUCGUGAAGCGGGACGAACUGGUGUUUCGGGUGGUCCGUGGCCGCCAGGUGCCCAUCCUCAUGGUGACCUCGGGAGGAUACCAGAAGCGCACGGCCCGCAUCAUUGCUGACUCCAUCCUUAAUUUGUACAGCCUCGGGCUCAUCGGGUCCGAGUGCCCCAGCGUCUUGGCACAGAACUCGGACACACCUCUGCUGCCGCCUGAGGUGUCCUGACCACGCCGCUGCCCUUCUGCUCUUCUGCGCGGCCCCCCGCCUGCCUCGGCCCCGCCCGCCCCUCACUGCUUCUCCUUUUCUAACCACGGGGGCGGCGGGGGGCGCAGCUGCCAGGAGGCGCUAAGGGGCAGGGGCCUGUCCCUGACUGGGCCGGCCUUGGGGGCAGCCCCUCCGCUCUCCCCAUUGGGUGUCAGGGGGUCUCCAGGCCCCUCUGUGGGUGGGGGCGGAAGGCAGGGCCUGAGUCCCAGAAGACCUCACAUGGGGUCACCGUCUGACCAGGCCCUGCAGAGGCAGGCAGUUUCGCAAGGAGGGAGGACGGCAGGUGAGGCUUUGGGGGCACAAGUCAUGGGAUUUGUUCCACCCUCUCCUCCUGAUGUCAGGGAGGGCCCGAGGGGCCAUGGGUGCCCAUGUGGGUGGGGCUGAGAGCUGGGUGCUGCAGGUAAGCCUCUGCUGGGGUGGGCUCUGGAUUCCCAGCCAGCAGG